AUGUAUUUAUUUCUUGAACAUUUUAUUGUAGACACAUCUCAAUUUCAUAAAGCCAGUAAAAAAGUCACAAGAUCCGUUAGGCGUUCAUCACCAUUCCACAAACAGAGUACAGGCUUCAGAACUACAAGGCUGCAUGCUAAAAAAUGGUGUGCAAUUGAGAAUGCCAAGCUUUCUCAGUCCUUCUGCAGAGGUCCUGAAUCAUCAAGAUGUACUGAAGUUGCCCGGGUACAAGCUUGUACUUUUCUGAUCAACUACAGCCACUGCUACAAAAUCCUGGGUGCAGCCACUCAAGAGUACCUUAUGUGGCAAUAG
Molecule: messenger RNA, 312 nt
Organism: Rangifer tarandus platyrhynchus (Svalbard reindeer)
Lineage: Eukaryota; Metazoa; Chordata; Mammalia; Artiodactyla; Cervidae
Source: the annotation of a GenBank genome assembly